Molecule: messenger RNA, 1512 nt
Organism: Penaeus monodon (black tiger shrimp)
Lineage: Eukaryota; Metazoa; Arthropoda; Malacostraca; Decapoda; Penaeidae
Product: glucose-6-phosphatase 2-like
Biological process (GO): glucose 6-phosphate metabolic process; gluconeogenesis
Cellular component (GO): membrane
Molecular function (GO): glucose-6-phosphatase activity
Source: RefSeq, a predicted model, not a curated record
AAAAAGAGGUUACAGGAGAAAUGGCGGAGCCAGAUCUUCAUUUCUUUAAUUCGAGUGAAAGGUGGAACCAGUGGAGUGUUGAAGUCAUAUCUGGUUUACAAGAGAAGCUGCAACCUUAUGAAUCCUGGGUGGUGCAUAUCUCCGUAUUAGGUGACAAUCGAGAAGCAUUCACCUUCUUCUUUCCUAUUUUUGCUGGACUGAAAAAUGAGUUAGGAGCUCGUGCACUAUGGGCUGCGAUACUGGUGGAAUGGUCAAACCUUCUUUUAAAGUGGGCAUUCAGAGGAGACCGACCUUAUUGGUGGACGGGAGAGACCUCUCUGUACAAUGAAGAAACUAGACCAUUUCUGCGGCAAUUCCCAAACACCUGUGAAUCAGGUCCUGGUACUCCCUCAGGGCAUGUCAUGAUGAAUGUGGCACUCUUUUAUAUUGCUGCAAGAGGCAUUACUACUUUUUUCAUUUGGAAUUCAGUAACUCUCAAUAAAAUUCAGAAGUGGAUUCUCGCAUUCCUGAUAUACAGCCUCUAUAUCUGCUGGAAUACAAUGGUAUUCAUCUCGCGCCUUUACAUCCAGGCUCAUUUUAUUCAUCAGUGUAUUUUAGGAGUCAUCAUAGGCUUAUUUGUUGGGCAUUUAGCUUGGACUAGUGAACGUUUGCUGAAACUUACAAAGGGCCUUGCAGUUUUCGUAGCAGUUUUUCUCAUAUUCUCUUCUGUGAUGACAUACUACCUCUUACUCUCCCAAGGAAUGAAUCCUUUGUGGACAGUUUCUCUGGCUCUCAAACAUUGCAUGAGACCAGAGUAUGUUAAGGUUGACACACAGCCUUACUAUUUGAUUAUGAGAUUCACUGGAGCAGCUCUUGGAUUAGGUCAAGGAAUUUCAUCAGAACAGAGGAAGGCAGUGCUUCAUUCCCGGAUCAGUAGCAUACACAUGUUGCUAGGGGUCAAAGGAGGCAUACUGAUUGGGAGAAUGUCUGCAAUAAUUCAGGCAAGCUUACCAAAGGAUGACAUGAUUGUGUUCCUGAUGCUGUCAUUUGGCCUUAACAUUGCCUUACCGUUGAUCAUCAUAGCUGUAUUGCCAAAGUUUGUUUUGACCAUGUGUUCAGCUUAGUAUUUAAUUUACAUAUGUAAUGACUGUGGCUUAGUAAGUGGUCUGCAUGUUUAGUAGACCUCCAUAAUUAAUUUAUGAGUGAAGAAAAUCUUAAUUUAUGACAAGGAUCUACAUCAGGCCAUUUUCAAGCUGAGUAAUGCUAUGUAUAAUGCAAAUAGUAUUAUGAAGAGGAAUAAGGAAAUUUUUAGAAGAAUAUUAGAAAUAUAUCCAAUUUUUGUGUUCUGAGCCAGAAGUGUGAAUUAGCUCAAAAUAUAAAUAGAUGUGUAAUUUAUUUAACUCUAGGUUCAGUAAUGAGUUUGGAUAACAAGCACAGUACUUUGAUGAAAGUUAUUUUUGUCAUGUUUUCAAAGUAUAUUUCUCCAUUGUACCUGGAUUUGUAAGCUUUCAUAAUAUGAAAUAAAAUCAAAUA